CAUGGUAAAACAAAAAUAAACAGAACAAAGGAAAGGUUCACAAAUUGUUACAACUUAUGUUUGAGAAUCGAAAAAUCAGGAAAUUUUCGAGUUUUUGUUUUUCUUCCAGUGUUUUCUCAUCAGGCCGUGAUGAUUUCCAGGGUCUAUUUUUAAAAAGAAAAAAAACCCAAAAUUUUCCCCCUUCAAAUAAAUAAUUUUUAAAUAAUUCCUUUGGCUUCCGGGUCGAAACUGGGGAUUUUAUUGAUUUUCGCCGGAUCGGCGGAGGAGCGAGCGUGACGUGGCACCGGAGGCGAACGCGCCUGCGCCCCAGCCGCCAGCUCCGGUCUCGCGCACUCGGGGCCUCUCAGUCCCUUUUCUGCCGUCUCGUCGCAAGGCCGAUCUCGCCCAGGUCAGGCCGUUUCAGGGCAGAAUCAAAAGCCACGAGGUAAAACAGAACACAGGAAGAGAAAAUAACAGAGACGGUUUUCCAGACUCGCAGGAUCUCAUCUCGCCCAUUGCGAAGAAAUCGGCUCACGGGACAACUUUAAACAUGUACAGCAACAUAUUUACAAACCCGAAUAUGAUGUGGAGGAAUGGUGGUAAUGAUGGUUACGGAGGUGCAAAGCGCUACUGGAACCAACAACAGAACGGCGGAAAUAACGGCAGCACCCAGAUGCAAUUUGGGGGCACAUUCCAGCACGGCGGCAAGCCAUCCCACUUGAACGUGAACAAGCCGCCGUUUCAGCCCCAGGGUCAGAAGAAGAAGACUCUGAACGAAGUGCAGAAGAGCAAAUUACCAGGGACAACACUCAGGAAGCCUCUUUGGGAUGAGGGCACGCUCAUGCCAUUCCAGAAAAACUUCUAUGUCCCGCAUAAAGACGUUAUGGGAAGCAGGAACGAAGAGGAAGUUAUCCUUUUCCGGCUUAAUAAGGAAAUCACCGUGAAAGGGAACCGUGUCCCGCCACCGUCUCAGUAUUUUGAAGAGGGCAACUUUCCAGAUUACCUCAUGGCCGAGAUUCUGCGACAGGGUUUUGCCGAGCCGACCGCCAUCCAGGCUCAAGGCUGGCCGAUCGCUUUGUCAGGAAGAGAUUUGGUCGGAAUCGCCCAGACCGGCUCAGGAAAAACACUCGCUUAUAUUCUACCAGCAGCAGUCCAUAUUAAUCACCAGCAGAGGUUGUCAAGAGGUGAAGGGCCGAUCGCACUCAUACUUGCCCCCACACGCGAGCUCGCUCAACAGAUCCAGACAGUGGCCCAGGACUUUGGCUCGCCCUCGAUGAUCAGAAACACCUGCAUUUUUGGUGGAGCACCCAAGGGGCCGCAGGCGAGGGACCUUGAAAGGGGAGUUGAAAUCGUGAUAGCGACGCCAGGCCGUCUGAUUGAUUUUCUCGAGAAAGGGACGACGAAUUUGAGACGAUGCACAUAUCUAGUCCUAGAUGAAGCGGACCGCAUGCUCGACAUGGGCUUUGAGCCGCAGAUCCGUAAGAUAAUUGAGCAGAUCAGGCCCGACAGGCAGGUGCUGAUGUGGUCCGCAACAUGGCCGAAAGAAGUGCAGGCCCUGGCCGAGGAUUUCCUCUCGGACUACAUUCAAGUCAACAUUGGCUCGCUCGAGCUCGCCGCUAACCACAACAUACGUCAGAUCGUCGAAAUCAUAGACGACAACGAAAAGGAGUCCAAGCUGUCAUCGCUGCUCAGAGAGUUGGGGUCAGAACAGGGAUUCAAAGCGAUCAUAUUUGUCGAGACGAAGAAAAAAGUGGACGAUAUCACAAAACAGAUAAGAAACGAGGGUUGGCAAGCGAUCUGCAUCCACGGCGACAAGUCCCAACAAGAAAGAGACUACGUUUUGACUGAAUUUCGAAAUGGGAAAUCACCGAUUUUGGUUGCUACGGAUGUCGCUGCUAGAGGACUUGAUGUUGAAGAUGUCAAAUAUGUAAUUAACUAUGACUACCCGAACACAUCGGAGGACUAUAUCCAUAGAAUUGGUAGAACUGGCCGGUGCUCUCAGUCCGGUACCGCUUAUACAUUUUUCACACCAGGAAACCAGAGGCAGGCGAGAGAUCUGAUCGCCGUGCUCACAGAGGCCGAGCAACCGGUGACGCCGAAACUCCUCGACUUGGCCAACUUAGCCAAAUCAAACUAUAACUGUCGCAACCGUUGGAACAACAGAAAUACAAACAAAGAUGGAAACAGCAGUCCGAGGGCGGUGAUGAAUGGCUACAACGGGUUCAAGUAUACACCUCAGGGGACGGUCAACACGUGGACGAAUCCUCAAACAGGAAGCGAAUUGCGCAGUAUUCAGCCUCACCAGACGCAGCACCAGGUGCAGCAGUCGGUCACCAACUUCCAGCCCCAGAGGAAGUACAUGAGCCAGAGCCCGAUGAACGGGCAGAGAAACGGCCGCACAGUUUUCACCGGCCGCGGCGGAUACAACUCGAACGGCAACCGAGCCUCUGACCUUUACGUCCCAUACGUCGACCAGCAGGUCCAGAACAUUGUCAACCACAAAUUCUUCCAGGGCAACCCGAACCGUGGCAAUCAGCACUGCUAUACCGCUCCACCGCCUCACCCGCCGACCUAUUUCCCACCCCCUCACCCACACCCACCUCAUGUCCCACAGUACAACCCCUACGCACUCCCUCAGGCGGUACAACAAUAGGUUGAUUCGAAUCAUAUAUAUAUUUUUCAAUAUUAUUACUAUUAACUAAUCAUUAUAAAAGAAAAUGUUUAAUUAAAAAAAAUUUUUGAAAUGCACUCAAAAAUAUUCAGAAGGGGGGAGGGGUUGAGCUGAUUUUGUAUAAAGUUAAAUUUUGUUUACUCACUGUUAUUGUUUUGUUCUCGUAAAGAAAAGAAAGAAAAACAAGAAGAGAGAUAAGUAUAGAUAUAUAAGAAAAAAAUUGAAAGAACCCUCCUUUGAAAUAUAUACAUACAAUUUAUAAUAGAGAGAAAAAAAAAAGAGUUCCUUAAUAUCUAUCAAUCGUUCAAGGGUCGUUUGUAUAUAAGUAAAUUUAUAAAAAAAUACGAAGUAAAAAAAGGUAGAAACUCGAAGUUUUUUAUAUAAUUAUAAAAGCAAGAAUUUGUGCCCCCCCAGAAGACCUUUUUGUAUAUUUGUAUAAGAUGGCCUGUUUUUGAGGGUAGUCUCGAUUACACUUCUACUGUGAUAUUAAUUAGCUAUUAAUUUUUAAUCUUAUUACACAAGAAAACGAAAAGAGUGAUGUUAUUUAAAAUAAUUUUAAAAGAAUAUAAAUACGCUUGCGUGUGUCU
Cimex lectularius (bed bug) is the source of this 3237-nucleotide messenger RNA. Its product is annotated as DEAD-box ATP-dependent RNA helicase 20-like. The transcript is spliced from 8 exons. The record is from RefSeq and is a predicted model, not a curated record. NCBI's taxonomy places the organism in Eukaryota, Metazoa, Arthropoda, Insecta, Hemiptera, Cimicidae. Bases 530 to 2632 code for a protein of 700 amino acids. Gene Ontology annotation, molecular function: ATP binding; RNA helicase activity; RNA binding. Gene Ontology annotation, cellular component: ribonucleoprotein complex; cytoplasm; nucleus.